AUGGACGAAGAGGUGCGCAAGAUCUUCAACAAGUUCGACAAGAACGGGGACGGGAAGAUCUCGUGCGCGGAGUUGAGGGACCUGAUGGCGGCCCUGGGAUCGAAAACGACGGCGGAGGAGGUGCGGCGCAUGAUGGCGGAGCUCGACCGAAACGGCGACGGCUACAUUGAUUUGAAGGAGUUCGGGGAGUUUCACUGUAGUGGCGACGGGGGUGACGGGAGGGAGCUACGGGAGGCGUUCGAGCUGUACGAUCUGGACAAAAACGGGCUGAUCUCGGCAAAGGAACUGCACUCCGUGAUGCGGAGGCUGGGAGAGAAGUGCUCCCUCAGUGACUGCCGGAGAAUGAUUGGAAACGUAGAUGCUGACGGCGACGGCAACGUUAAUUUCGAAGAGUUCAAAAAGAUGAUGACGCGCUCGUAG
Sphenostylis stenocarpa is the source of this 420-nucleotide messenger RNA. The record is from the annotation of a GenBank genome assembly. Lineage: Eukaryota; Viridiplantae; Streptophyta; Magnoliopsida; Fabales; Fabaceae.